UAAAAUAGUUUGCAUGGCAGGCAAAAAGAGAACUAGAGCUCAAGUAUCUAAGGCAAAAACAACUAAGGCAGCGCCGAAAGCUACAAAAAAAGCAGCAAAGACUACCAAAGCUGCAGCAGCAACUAAAACUAAGAAGAGAGAUACUAAAGCUGCUCAAAAAGAUGAUGAUAAGAUUGAACAAAGAAACUUAGUUAUGACUAAUGGAGUUCCUGUUGAUCAUAAGAUUCCAAGUGCAUCAUCUUACGAAGUUGUCAUGGGUGGAUCUGGCCCUCUAAAUGCUAACUUGAUGUUUGCAGACUGCGGUCACAACAACAAUAAGUUCUACAUCAUCCAAGGACUCAAAACUGGCUCCAACUAUUACCUCUGGAGCAGAUGGGGACGAGUUGGAGUAGACGGCCAAAUUGGAAAGCUUCUCUGUAGAGAUCUGGCUCACCUUACUAGUGAGUUCAACAAGAAGAGAAGCUCUAAAGUCAAGAAAGGAUACACAGAAAUUGAAAUUGACUACGAAGAAGAAUCUAAAGAAGAACAGCCUAAAAAGAAAUCCAAGAAAAAGCAGAAUGAUUCUACCUUAGACAAGUCUGUGCAGGACCUCAUCAACUUCAUAUUUGAUAUGAAACUGAUCGAGAAAAGUGUGGUAAAGAUCGGACUCAAUGUCAAGAAGCUUCCACUCGGCAAACUUUCUGAAGCCACUCUCAAAGAAGGAUACUCGUAUCUUAAAAAGAUCGAGAAUGAACUUGCGAAGAAGAAAUCCAACUCCAGCAAGUUGAGUGAGCUCAGCUCAGAAUUCUACAGACACAUUCCACACGAUUUUGGAUUUAAACCAAUGAGUCAGUUCAUAAUCAAGACACAAGAGAUGCUCAAAGAGAAGCUAGGCCUUGUGGAGUCAUUGCGUGACAUCAAGAUUGCUGCAGAGAUCAACAAACAAGCCGAGAACAGUGACUCAAUGUUGAGCCAGAUAGACCAGAAGUACCAAAAGAUGAAUUGCAAAAUUGAGCCUUUCACAAAGAAAGAUAAGCACUAUAAAGACAUCACCUCAACGCUGACGACUGCUGGAUAUGGGAAUCUUCAGAUAAUUGACUCAUUUAAAGUUGCAAGAGAUGGAGAGUCUAAGAAAUUCAAGAAAAAUAUUGGCAACAGAAAAUUGUUGUGGCAUGGAUCUGGAUUUGCAAAUUGGGGAGGUAUCCUAUCACAAGGUCUCAGAAUUGCUCCGCCUGAAGCUCCUUGUGCAGGAUACAACUUCGGUAAAGGAAUUUACUUUGCAGAUAUUAUCAGCAAGUCAAUUCCUUACACAAGAUAUUACUCUUCAAACAAUACUUGCAUCCUAGCUCUAUGCGAUGUGGCUUGUGGAACACAGAGAGAGCUUACCAGUUCUUCAUACAAUGCAAUGAAUCUUCCAAAAGGAACCCAUUCCACUUUUGCUGUUGGAAGUAGAGAAGCUUCAAAGCAAGUCAAAGUUGAUGGAUCAAUGGCUCAGAUCGGACCAUUCAAUCAAACACCACGCUCUCCAAGCUGGGGGAGCUAUAGCGAGUACAUUGUGUAUGAUGUUGACCAAGUGGAGAUCAAAUACUUGUUCAAGUGCAAAGUUGCCUAAGAUCCAUAAUUUAAUCAGAAAUUACCAGAAUUUGGGGUUUUGG
Moneuplotes crassus is the source of this 1634-nucleotide messenger RNA. Lineage: Eukaryota; Ciliophora; Spirotrichea; Euplotida; Euplotidae. The record is from the annotation of a GenBank genome assembly.